CUAAAAAGUCCAACAAAAAGGGCAAUGACUAAACGCUCAGACAAUGCAGAGAGAGCGACGACUUCUUCCCCGUUUCAGCAACUUUGCGAAGAAAUUUCGAAGCUCAAACCUCUCUCUUGCUCUUACUUUCUUGUGAUUUUGUUUAAUCGGCGUUUCGUUUUCGAAUUUCGUAUCCGAUAACGUGGGUCUCGAUACGAAAUUCGAUUCGGUAACCGAAGCUUUGUGUAGGCUGUAGAUGUUUAUGGAAGUUUGAAGGAAUGGAGACGAGGGAACGAAGGCGACGACUCAUCUCAGUGAUUUCGGGUUCUGCUUUCCUGUGGUUGAUUUUGUUGUUUGGCUUGCUCAGAAAACUAUAUGCUAUUUCAGAAGUAUAGGUGAUGCCCUAAUUGCGUUUAAGACCAACUUAGUUGAUCCCAGCAAUGUUUUUGAGAAUUGGAAUGCCACACUUGUUGAGCCCCCCUGCAGAUGGAAUCACAUUACCUGCAAUAACGAAUCAAGUGUUACUCGAGUUGAUCUUGCAAAUGCAAAUGUAACUGGUACAUUGGUUCCUCAACUUGGUCAGCUAACGAAUCUACAGUACUUGUAAGUCAUAGUUUUAGUUCAGCUGACUCAAAUUCGGUUUUUUUAGAAAUAUUUGCAGCAAAAAUCACUGAGUAGUUUAAAAGAUUGCACUUAACUUAAGAAAAAGCUUUUUUUUUGUCCAUCAAAAGUAACAUUUUUGGUAUAAUUGCUGCUACGGGGAUGCCUUAGUGUACAAGAGGUGAGGUGAUACAGAAAGAAAGGCCUUUUCAGUCUUGUCUCCUAGGUGGUGCGUUUUACUUAAGCUUGAUGGAGAAUCGGUGGAUCAUUUGUUUUGCAAUGUCACUUCUCUCUACAAUUAUGGUUCAAUCUAUUGAAAGAGUUUUGAUUGCAGUGGGUUGUGCCACAACAUUGUUCCCCAUCCUCAGUUUAGAGUUGUACCAAAUAACACAACUUCAUGAUUUAUGUGUCAUAGUUGGGAUAUGCUUUUAGUAUUUUCUUGUUGCUUGUUAAAUUUUAUUGACAGGGAACUUUCUAGCAAUAAUAUAAGUGGGAAAAUCCCAGAAGAGCUCGGAAGUUUGACAAACUUGGUGAGCUUGGAACUUUCCUGUAACAAAUUAAAUGGUUCGAUUCCAGCCACACUAGGGAAGCUUGGAAAACUACGUUUCCUACGUCUCAACAACAACAGUUUGUCAGGGACUAUUCCUAUGACUUUAACAGGUCUUGACUCACUGCAAGUCUUGGAUCUUUCAAACAACAAGCUGUCUGGACAUAUUCCAGUUAAUGGUUCUUUUGAAUUAUUUCCCCCCACCAGUUUUCUAAAUAAUCAACUAAUCGAGUUACCAGUUUCACUACCAGCUUCUAUAACUCCAACACCAUCUGGUUCCGCAGGUAGCAGUAGUAGUAAAACUAGACUUAUUGCUGGAGGAGUUGCUGCUGGUGCUGCUCUUCUUUUCGCUGUUUCUGCAAUUGCUCUUACCUGGUAUUGGAGAAGGAAACGACAGAAUCAUUUCUUUCAUGUACCUGCUGAGCAUCCAGAGGUCCUUCUGGGACAGCUUAAAAGGUUUACUCUGAGGGAGCUUCAAGUUGCUACUGAUAAUUAUAGCGAUACAAAUAUUAUAGGCAGAGGUGGAUUUGGCAAGGUUUAUAAAGGGCACUUAGCUGAUGGCUCUCUAGUUGCAGUAAAAAGGCUUAAAAAAGAGCGUACCCAAGGUGGGGUGCUACAGUUCCAAACAGAACUAGAAAUGAUCAGCAUUGCUCGACACCGUAAUCUACUUCGUCUACGUGGAUUUUGCUUGACAUCAACCGAACGGUUGCUUGUGUACCCAUAUAUGGCUAAUGGGAGUGUUGCAUCUUGUUUAAGAGAAUGUCCUGGUUCACAGUCCCCACUUGAUUGGGAAAUACGAAAACGUAUCUCAUUGGGAUCUGCAAGGGGCCUUGCUUAUUUGCACGAUGAAUGUGAUCCUAAAAUUAUUCACCGUGGUGUCAAAACUGCAAACAUAUUGUUAGAUGAGGAAUUUGAGGCAGUUGUUGGAGACUUUGGGUUGGCUAAACUUAUGGAUCAUAAAGAUACUCAUGUUACUACUGCUGUGCGUGGCACUGUUGGGUAUAUAGCACCGGAGUACCUUUCAACUGGAAAAUCUUCAGAGAAAACUGAUGUUUUUGGAUAUGGAGUUAUGCUUCUUGAACUCAUAACUGGACAGAGCGCUUAUGAUCUAGCCCGUCUUGCAAAUGAUGAUGUCAUGUUAUUUGAUUGGGUUAAAGGACUCUGGAACGAUAAGAAGUUGGAAACAUUGGUGGAUGCCAAUCUACAAGGAAAUUAUGUCAAUGAGGAGGUGGAGCAGCUAAUCCAAGUGGCUCUUCUUUGCACACAAGGCACAGCGAGUGAACGGCCGAAGAUGUCUGAGGUGGUGAGAAUGCUCGAAGGGGAUGGAUUGGCGGAAAGAUGGGAGGAUUGGCAAAAAAAGGAGUUGUUCCGCCAAGACUUCCACUCGUCACACCAUCCAAAUACUCGUUGGAUUGUUGACUCUACUUCUCACAUUCCUCCAGAUGAAUUGUCUGGUCCUCGAUGAUAUCCUUUCGAUGGUUGUCUAUGUAUACAUAAGAUAAAUUAUGGUACCAAAGCUUAAAGCCACUAAGGCUAGCUCAGUAGUGAGUUUAGAUAAAUUUGUUUAUGUUCUUAUAGAUUGUAGUUGAACCAAGUGCGUUCACCGUAAAAAUAAAUGGUACCUAAGCUUAACAAAUUAAGCUUAGAUUAUUACAACAAUAUGCAUGUUCUGCAUAAAUAGAUUAUUACUCGAAUAAGAUCCAAACCCGAACCUCCCUUUUUGACUCA
This is a messenger RNA of Humulus lupulus (European hop), 2854 nucleotides long. Its product is annotated as BRASSINOSTEROID INSENSITIVE 1-associated receptor kinase 1-like. The record is from RefSeq and is a predicted model, not a curated record. Gene Ontology annotation, biological process: protein phosphorylation. NCBI's taxonomy places the organism in Eukaryota, Viridiplantae, Streptophyta, Magnoliopsida, Rosales, Cannabaceae. The transcript has 10 exons. Gene Ontology annotation, molecular function: protein binding; protein kinase activity; ATP binding. The coding region runs from base 984 to 2591 and encodes 535 amino acids.